AUGGUGAGUGAUCUCUUAGACAUUCAUAAUGGGAACUAUAGGUGGAAUAUUACUUUUGGGAGGGAUCUACAGAAUUGGGAAUUGGAAGAUUAUUCGCUGUUUAUGACCUUUUUACAUGAGUGCAAAUUGCCUCCUCGGGUGGCAUUCUUAUUGUGGACAGUUGUGAGGGGACAGGUCUCAACGGUGGAUAAUUUUCGACGUAAAGGCUUCUACGUACCCGAGUGGUGUUAUAUGUGCAAGAAGGAUGGGGAGAUGAUCGAUCAUUUGUUCAUUCAUUGUGAUUGUUUGAAGUACAAUAACCAUUAUUUGUUGUUUUAUGUGCCAUAUGCACUAGUAAUGGGAUCCAGACAAUGGCCACUUCUAAGGCUUGAUAUCUAUGGGUCUAUCAGAGUUGAUGGCCAAAGUUGUCAUAAGCCAACCCGGAACAGUAAUGGUACGCUCAUAGGUGGACUUGGUGGAGGUUCUGGUGGCACUAUUCUUCUUUUUCUUCAAGGACUUGCACUUGCAGAGGGUUCCUCUUUAUCUGUUGCUGGAGGCUAUGGUGGUCCACUGGGUGGUGGCGGUGGUGGUGGCGGAAGAAUUCAUUUUCAUUGGUCUAAGAUAGCCAUUGGAGAUGAAUAUGUACCUCUUGCUUUCGUAGAUGGUAUGAUGAACAAUAGUGGAGGUGCCGGGAGUGGAGAUGGUCUUCAUGGAGAGAAGGGGACAAUUACGGGAAAGAAGUGCCCCAAAGGCCUGUAUGGUACAUUCUGUACGGAAUGCCCUGUUGGAACCUACAAAGAUGUUGAAGGAUCUGAUCCAAAUCUUUGCACAGCUUGUUCCCUUGAGCGCCUUCCUAAUCGUGCUAAUUUUAUAUAUGUACGAGGCGGAGUCACCUGCUCAUCAUGUCCCUAUAAAUGUAUAUCUGACAAAUACAGAACGCCGAAGUGCUUUACACCUUUUGAGGAGCUUAUAUAUAUGUUUGGAGGUCCCUGGUUUUUUGCAUUUUUAUUGUUGGGUGUUAUUGUGCUCCUUGCUCUGGUACUAAAUACUCUUAGAAUCAAAUUGAUUGGAUCGGGACGCUCUUAUCAUAGAGAAGAUUCAGUUGAUCAUCAUGAAAAUCACCGUUUUCCUUCUCUGCUUUCCUUAUCAGAGGUUCGGGGUGCAAGAGCAGAAGAAACUCAGAACCACGUUCACAGGAUGUACUUUAUGGGUCCCAAUACAUUUAGAGAACCCUGGCACCUUUCUUACUCACCUCCCCAUGCGAUAGUUGAGAUAGUAUAUGAAGAUGCUUUUAACAGAUUUAUCGAUGAGAUAAACUCUGUCGCUGCAUACGAAUGGUGGGAAGGGUCAGUGCAUAGAAUACUUUCAGUGCUUGCAUAUCCUUUUUCAUGGUCCUGGAAACAAUGGCGUAGGAGAAAUAAACUUCAUCGCCUUCAGGAGUUUGUCAAGUCUGAAUAUGACCAUUCUUGUCUUCGCUCUUGUCGAUCACGUGCUCUAUACAAAGGAAUGAAGGUUGGGGCAACACCGGAUUUGAUGGUUGCUUAUAUUGAGUUCUUUCUUGGUGGUGAUGAGAAACGCUUAGACAUGGUAACAAGUAUACAGAAGAGGUUUCCUAUGCGAAUUGUUUUUGGUGGGGACGGAAGUUAUAUGUCACCAUAUAAUCUGCAUAGCGACGCAUUAUUGACAAAUCUCCUUGCCCAGCAUGUACCUGCAACUGUCUGGAAUCGAUUGGUAGCUGGUUUAAAUGCCCAGUUGAGGACUGUGAGGCAAGGGUCAAUUCGCUCAGCUCUGGUUCCUGUUAUCAAUUGGAUUGUAACUCAUGGAAACCCCCAACUUGAUUUCCAUGGCGUCAGAAUUGAGCUGGGGUGGUUCCAAGCGACAGCUAGUGGGUACUAUCAGUUAGGAAUUUUGGUAGUGGCUGGUGACUGUACUCUUCAAGAUCUCCACCAUUCUGAAUAUUUGGAUAGUGAUGCACCAUCUAGGUAAUAUAAUGAUUACAUAUCAAGUGUCAUG
Olea europaea var. sylvestris is the source of this 1992-nucleotide messenger RNA. RefSeq lists its product as uncharacterized. The transcript has 10 exons. The coding region runs from base 1 to 1965 and encodes 654 amino acids. Lineage: Eukaryota; Viridiplantae; Streptophyta; Magnoliopsida; Lamiales; Oleaceae. The record is from RefSeq and is a predicted model, not a curated record.